AUGGUUCGCGUCGUCUCUACUCUACUCCUGGCCUCUUUGGCCUCCACAUUCGCGUGGGCCGAUACCAUCAAAUGCGAUGCGAAUAACAAAUGCCCGGAGAAAUACCCUUGCUGCUCUCAAUAUGGUGAAUGUGGAACCGGUGCUUACUGUCUUGGCGGUUGCGAUCCGUUGCAGUCGUUCAGCCUAGACGCCUGUGUCGCCGAGCCUGUUUGCAAGAGUAAGACCUACAAGUGGGAUAAUCUGGACAGUGCUGCACUGAACACCAAGUAUCUUGGCAAUGCGUCGGAGGCCGACUGGGUGUACAGCGGUUUCCCCAAGGUGGAGAAUGGUAACCUACUCCUUACCAUGCCCAAGAACAGUGUGGGCACCUUGUUCGCCAACAACCAUUACGUCUGGUAUGGUAAGAUCAAGGGCAAGGUAAAGAGCAGCCGUGGCAAGGGCGUCGUGUCGGCUUUCAUCCUACUAUCAGACGUCAAGGACGAAAUUGAUUUCGAAUUUGUCGGCUACGAUCUAGACAACGUGCAGACCAACUACUACUGGCAGGGUGUUCUUGACUACAACAAUGGUGGAAAGGCUCCUACAGGCACCAGCACUUUCGACGAAUGGCACGAGUAUGAAAUCGACUGGAAGCCCGAUGCGAUCACCUGGUCCGUCGACGGAACCGUCAAACGGACUUUGACCAGGGAGUCGACCUGGAAUGAAACUGCCAAGCGCUAUCAGUACCCCCAGACCCCCUCGAGAAUGCAGUUGUCUCUGUGGCCGGCCGGUCAGGCAAGCAACGCCAAGGGCACCAUCGAGUGGGCCGGUGGUGAGAUUGACUGGGACAGCGAGGACAUCAAGGAUAAGGGUUAUUACUAUGCGGAAUUCGGCGAGAUCACCGUGGACUGCUAUGACCCUCCCAAGAACUCUGGAGAUGGCAAGAAGUCCUACAUCUUCACGAAGAGCGACGGCUUGGAAGGCUCCGUCAAGAUGACUAACAAUGACACCGUGCUAGCCUCUCUUGGGGCUACCGGCCUCGACCCGGAUCUCGGUGCCAGCUCUUCUGCGUCCUCGUCUUCGAGCUCGCCCACAGGCAAUAGUGUCCCUGAAAACCGCGGUGGCUCCGGUAACGAGCCGGGUGCAUCCAACAGCACCAGCAACGGUGGCAGUGGCAGUGGCAGUGGCGGUUCUAGCGGCGGUGGCAGCGGCAGCGGCAACAGCGAUUCUGGAUUCAGUCAGGGAAACAGUGAUGACAGCAGCAGCAGCAGCAAUAAAUCGAAUGGCGCCGCGUCUACCAAUGAACGUGUCAUGAAGGGCUCAUUCUUCGCCGUGUUGGUCGCUAUCGUUGUUCUGGUUACUCUGUGA
Aspergillus alliaceus is the source of this 1344-nucleotide messenger RNA. RefSeq names its product putative cell wall glucanase (Utr2) (gene utr2). Lineage: Eukaryota; Fungi; Ascomycota; Eurotiomycetes; Eurotiales; Aspergillaceae. Gene Ontology annotation, molecular function: hydrolase activity, hydrolyzing O-glycosyl compounds; glycosyltransferase activity. The record is from RefSeq and is a predicted model, not a curated record. The transcript has 3 exons. Gene Ontology annotation, biological process: fungal-type cell wall organization; carbohydrate metabolic process. Bases 1 to 1344 code for a protein of 447 amino acids. Gene Ontology annotation, cellular component: fungal-type cell wall.